Molecule: messenger RNA, 7425 nt
Organism: Rhinolophus ferrumequinum (greater horseshoe bat)
Lineage: Eukaryota; Metazoa; Chordata; Mammalia; Chiroptera; Rhinolophidae
Gene: NOTCH4
Product: notch receptor 4
Exons: 30
Coding region: 135-6131 (1998 amino acids)
Biological process (GO): regulation of developmental process; multicellular organism development; regulation of DNA-templated transcription
Cellular component (GO): membrane
Molecular function (GO): calcium ion binding; signaling receptor activity; Notch binding
Source: RefSeq, a predicted model, not a curated record
AGACGUGAGGCUUGCCGCAGGCCAAGGAGGAGGAGGAAGGUGCUGUCGGAGCCGAGGUGGUGGCUCCUGCCUUAGUGGCCUCUGAGGGUCCCGGCCUGAGGAGGCAGACCUGGGCUGGGGGCCGGGGCUCUGGAAUGCAGCCUCCUUCUCUGCUGCUGCUGUUGCUGCUGUGUUGCUCAGUCGUGGAGACCAGAGGGCUGCCGUGCGGGAGUUUCUCAGGACCCUGUGCCAACGGAGGCACCUGCCUUAGCCUUUCUGAGGGCCAAGGCACCUGCCAGUGUGCCCCUGGCUUCCUGGGUGAGACAUGCCAGUUUCCUGACCCCUGCCAGGAUGUCCAGCUCUGCCAGAACGGAGGCAGCUGCCAAGCCCUGCUUCCUGCCCUUCCAGGCGCCCCCAGCCCUCCGUCUUCCGUGACCCCCAGCUUCUUCUGCACCUGCCCCUCUGGCUUCACUGGCGAGAGGUGCCAGGCCAAGCUCAAAGACCCCUGUGCUUCCUUCUGUUCCAAAAUGGGCCACUGCCACAUCCAGGCCUCUGGACGCCCACAGUGCUCCUGCUUACCUGGAUGGACAGGUGAGCAGUGCCAGCUUCGGGACUUCUGCUCAGCCAACCCCUGCAUGAACGGAGGGGUGUGCCUGGCCACCUACCCCCAGAUCCAGUGCCGCUGCCCACCUGGCUUCGAGGGCCACGCCUGUGAACACGAUGUCAAUGAGUGUUUCUUAGACCCGGGACCCUGCCCCAGAGGCACCUCUUGCCAUAACACCUUGGGGUCCUUCCAGUGUCUCUGCCCCGCUGGGCGGGAAGGUCCAAGCUGUGAACUCUGGCCAGGACCCUGCCCUCCAACGGGCUGUCCCAAUGGGGGCACCUGCCAGCUGGCUCCAGGGAGAGAUUCUACCUUCCACCUCUGCCUCUGCCUCCCAGGUUUCACAGGCCCGGGCUGUGAGGUGAGCCCAGAUGACUGUGCCAGGCACCAGUGUCAGAACGGGGGCACCUGCCAGGAUGGGCUGGGCACCUACACUUGUGUCUGCCCAGAGGCCUGGACAGGCUGGGACUGUUCUGAAGAUGUGGACGAGUGUGAGGCCCAGGGUGGCCCUCGCUGCAGGAACGGGGGUACCUGCCAGAACUUGGCUGGCAGCUUCCACUGUGUGUGUGUAAGCGGCUGGGGAGGCAUAGGCUGCGAGGAGAACGUGGACGACUGUGUCGCUGCCACCUGUGCCCCGGGAUCUACCUGCAUCGACCGUGUGGGCUCCUUCUCCUGCCUCUGCCCACCGGGCCGCACAGGCCUGCUGUGUCACAUGGAGGACAUGUGUCUGAGUCAGCCGUGCCAUGGGGAAGCCCAGUGCAGCACCAACCCCCUGACGGGGGCCACGCUCUGCCUGUGUCAGCCUGGAUACUCAGGGCCCACCUGCCACCAGGACCUGGACGAGUGUCAGAUGGCCCAGCAAGGCCCCGGUCCCUGUGAACACGGCGGCUCCUGCCUCAACACCCCCGGCUCCUUUGACUGCCUCUGUCCCCCUGGCUAUACGGGCUCCCGCUGCGAGGCCGAUCACAAUGAAUGCCUGUCCCAGCCCUGCCACCCAGGCAGCACCUGCCUCGACCUGCUCGCCACUUUUCACUGCCUCUGCCCACCAGGCUUAGAAGGGCCGCUCUGCGACACAGAGACAGAUGAGUGUGCCUCAGCUCCUUGCAUGAACCAGGCUGACUGCCAAGACCAGCGCAACAGCUUCCUGUGCAUCUGUCUGCCUGGAUUCACAGGCUCCCGGUGUGAGGAGGACAUCAACGAGUGUGGAAGCUCUCCCUGUGCCAAUGGUGGGCAGUGCCAGGACCAGCCUGGAUCCUUCCAUUGCGAGUGUGCCCCAGGCUUUGAAGGCCCACGCUGUCAGGUGGAGGUGGACGAGUGUCUGAGUGGCCCAUGCCCCACUGGCGCCAGCUGCCUUGACCUCCCAGGAGCCUUCUUCUGCCUCUGCCCCUCUGGCUUCACAGGUCAUCUCUGUGAGGUUCCCCUGUGUGCUCCCAAUCUGUGCCAGCCCAAGCAAAAAUGCCAGGGCCGGGGGGACAAGGCCCAGUGCCUCUGCCCGGAUGGAAGCCCUGGCUGUGCUCCCGCGGAGGACAACUGCACCUGCCUCCAUGGGCACUGCCACAGAUCCUCAUGUGUGUGUGACAUGGGUUGGACAGGACCAGAGUGUGAGGCAGAGCUGGGAGGCUGUGUCUCCACACCCUGUGCCCAUGGGGGGACCUGCCACCCCCAGUCCUCUGGCUACAAUUGCACCUGCCCCACAGGCUACACAGGGCCCACCUGCAGCGAGGAGAUAACAGCAUGUCACUCAGGACCCUGUCUCAAUGGUGGCUCCUGCAGCCCCAGCCCUGGGGGCUACUCCUGCACCUGCCCUCCAAGCCACACUGGGCGCCACUGCCAAACUAGCACCGACCACUGUGCUUCUGCCCCGUGCCUCAAUGGGGGUACCUGUGUGAACAGGCUUGGCACCUCCUUCUGCUUCUGUGCCGUGGGCUUCCAGGGCGCACACUGUGAGCGAAGGAUCCAUCCCAGCUGCGCAGACAGCCCCUGUAGGAACAGGGCCACCUGCCAAGAUGGCCCCCAGGGCCCCCGCUGCCUAUGCCCCACUGGCUACACAGGAAGCAGCUGUCAGACUCUGCUGGACGUGUGUGCUCAGAAGCCCUGCCCACACAACUCCCACUGCCUCCAGACUGGGCCCUCUUUCCAGUGCCUGUGCCUCCAGGGAUGGACGGGGUCUCUCUGCAACAUCCCGCUGUCCUCCUGCCAGAAGGCCGCCCUGAGCCAAGGCACAGCAGUCUCGUCCCUGUGCCAGAACGGAGGCCUCUGUGUUGACAGUGGCCUGUCCUAUUUCUGUCACUGUCCCCCUGGAUUCCAAGGCAGUAUGUGUCAGGACAAGGUGAACCCAUGUGAGUCCGGGCCCUGCCAGCAUGGGGCUACCUGCGUGGCCCAGCCCAACGGCUAUCUCUGCCAGUGCGCCCCAGGCUACAGUGGACAGAACUGCUCAAAGGAAACCGACGCUUGUCAAUCCCAGCCCUGUCACAACCAUGGGACCUGCACCCACAAACCUGGAGGCUUCCACUGCACCUGCCCCCCAGGCUUUGUGGGACUGCGCUGUGAGGGGGACGUGGAUGAGUGUCUGGACCAGCCCUGCCACCCCACGGGCACUGCAGCCUGCCACUCUCUCGCCAACGCCUUCUACUGCCAGUGUCUGCCUGGACACACAGGCCAGUGGUGUGAAGUGGAGAUAGACCCCUGCCAGAGCCAGCCCUGCUCCCAUGGAGGGUCUUGUGAAGCCACAGCAGGACAAUCCCCAGGUUUCACCUGCCACUGUCCCCAGGGUUUUGAUGGCCCCACAUGCAGCCACGCAGCCCCCUCCUGCGGCCCCCACCACUGCCACCAUGGUGGCCUAUGCCUGCCCUCCCCCAAGUCUGGCUUUCCACCCCGCUGUGCCUGCCUCAAUGGCUACAGCGGUCCUGACUGCCUGACCCCACCUGCUCCUCAAGGCUGUGGCCCGCCUUCUCCAUGCCUGCACAAUGGCAGCUGCUCAGAGACCUCCCAGCUGGGGGGCCCAGGCUUUCGAUGCUCCUGCCCUCCCAGCUCCCCAGGGCCCCGCUGUCAGAGCGCCGGAGCAAAGGGAUGUGAGGGCAGAGGUGGAGAUGGGGUCUGUGACACUGGCUGCAGUGGACCAGAAGGAAACUGGGAUGGGGGGGACUGCUCUCUGGGGGUCCUGGACCCCUGGAAGGGUUGCCCCUCCCACUCCCGCUGCUGGCUUCUCUUCCGGGAUGGGCAGUGCCACCCGCAGUGUGACUCUGAAGAGUGCUUGUUUGAUGGCUAUGACUGUGAAACUCCUCCAGCCUGCACUCCAGCCUAUGACCAGUUCUGCCGUGACCACUUCCACAAUGGGCUCUGCGAGAAGGGCUGCAACUCUCCAGAAUGUGGCUGGGAUGGGGGCGACUGCAGGCCCGAAGAUGGAAAUGCAGGGUUGGGGACCUCCCUGGCCCUCCUGGUGGUGCUGAGCCCCCCAGCCCUGGACCAGCAGCUGCUGGCCCUGGCCCGGGUGCUUUCCCUGACUCUGAGGGUGGGACUCUGGGUGAGGAAAGACAGUGAUGGCAGGGACAUGGUGUACCCCUAUCCUGGGGCCCAGGCCGAAGAGGAGCUAGGAGGAACACCAGACCUCUCUCAUCAGGGGAGAGCAACCCCUCAAACACAGCCCGUGGGCAAGGAGAAGGACUCCCUCAGCACAGGGUUUGUGGUGGUGAUGGGUGUGGAUUUGUCCCGCUGCGGCCCUGACCACCCUGCAUCCCGCUGUCCCUGGGACCCUGGGCUCCUGCUCCGCUUCCUUGCCGCCAUGGCUGCAGUGGAGGCCCUGCAGCCCCUACUGCCGGGACCCCUGCUGGCUGCCCACCCUCGUGCAGACACCGCACCCCCCGCCAACCAGCUUCCCUGGCCUGUGCUGUGCUCACCAGUGGCCGGGGUGCUACUCCUGGCCCUCGGGGCUCUUCUCGUCCUCCAGCUCAUACGGCGGCGGCGCCGAGAGCACGGGGCUCUCUGGCUGCCCCCUGGGUUCACUCGAAGGCCUGGGACUCAGCCAGCUCCCCGCCGACGCCGGCCCCCACUGGGCGAGGACAGCAUUGGCCUCAAGGCACUGAAACCAGAGGCAGAAGUUGAUGAGGAUGGAAUUAUGAUGUGCUUAGGCCCUGAGGAAGGAGAGGAGACGGGCCAGGCUGAAGAAAGGGCCUCACGCUCCAAGUGCCAGCUCUGGCCUCUGAGUGGUGACUGUCAGGAGCUCCCCCAGGCAGCCAUGCUGACUCCUCCCCAGGAAUCUGAGAUAGAUGUCCCUGACGUGGACACCCGUGGACCUGAUGGGGUGACACCCCUGAUGUCAGCAGUCUGCUGUGGGGGAGUGGAGUCCAGGACCUUCCAGGGAACAUGGCUGGGAAGCCCUGAGCCCUGGGAACCUCUGUUAGGUGGAGGGGCUUGUCCCCAGGCUCACACAGUGGGCACUGGGGAGACGCCCCUGCACCUGGCUGCCCGAUUCUCCAGGCCAACUGCUGCCCGCCGCCUCCUUGAGGCUGGAGCCAACCCCAACCAGCCAGACCGAGCAGGGCGCACCCCCCUUCACACUGCUGUGGCUGCUGAUGCUCGGGAGGUCUGCCAGCUCCUACUCCGCAGCAGACAGACAGCAGUGGAUGCACGGACAGAGGAUGGGACCACCGCCCUGAUGCUAGCCGCAAGGCUGGCUGUGGAGGACCUGGUUGAAGAACUGAUUGCAGCCCAAGCAGAUGUGGGGGCCAGAGAUAAAUGGGGGAAAACCGCGCUGCACUGGGCCGCCGCCGUGAACAACGCCCGGGCCGCCCACUCCCUUCUCCAGGCCGGAGCCGAUAAAGACGCCCAAGACGGCAGGGAGCAGACGCCGCUGUUCCUGGCAGCCCGAGAAGGGGCGGUGGAGGUAGCCCAGCUACUGCUGGGGCUGGGGGCGGCCCGAGGUCUGCGAGACCAGGCUGGCCUAGCGCCCGAGGACAUCGCCCGCCAGCGUAACCACUGGGAUCUGCUGACGCUGCUGGAAGAGGCGGGGCCACCGGAGACGCGUCUCAAGGCCACGCCCAGCCGCGGGGCGGGCGCUUUCGCGCGUGCGCGAACCGCGUCGGGAAGCGGGCCGCCGCGCGGGGGCGGGGCUCUACCGCGCUGCCGGACGCUGUCAGCCGGAGCAGGCCCGCCUGGGGGCGGAGCAGGUCUGCAAACCCGGACUUUGUCCGUAGACUUGGCCUCUCAUGGGGGCGGGGCCUAUUCGCAGUGCCGGACCCUAUUGAAAAGAGGAGCAGGAGCAGGCCCGCCCCGCCGCGGCCGGAGGUUUUCUGCAGGCAUGCGCGGGCCUCGGCCCAACCCUGCAAUGUUGCGAGGAAGAUCUGGUGUCGUGGUCGGGAGUGGGGGUGUGGCCUCAGCUGAUGACUGGCUCUGCGAUUGGGUGGCCCUGGGAUCUUGCGGUCCCGCCUCCAACACUCCAGUCCCGCCUCCUUGCCUUACUCCGUCCCCAGAGCGGGGAUCCCCUCAGGUUGCUUGGAGUCCCCCAGCCCACCAAGUGAUACCCUUAAAUGCAGGAGGCGAGGGUCAAAAAUAGAAGGCUAAUGGCAGGGAGGGAUUCUAAAAUUGAGUACCUUUAACUGACAAUCAGGUGGAAGUCCACUAGAUUUUAAAGUUCUCGAGCCCCAAAAGUAGGGGGUCGUGAGUAUGGAGUCUUUCCCAGAAAUGAGUGUAUACGCAUUCACGGCCGUCAUUGUCUUCCACGUGGAGAAUCUGCAGCCCUGGAAAGGGUUUAGGGUACUGGGAUGAAGCGGACCUAGCUGCUCUCCCAGAAAAUAAGGGUGAAGGUCUACAGAAGGGUGGGGUGGAGUGUGCUAAGUACCCUGAACUGGAACUAAGAAUUACAGAUAGGAUGUAAGGUGUUCUUUCCUAUACAGUACAUGGUUCCCAAAGGGAACCUGUAUAUCACCCAUCACACAAUCCGUACUACCCACAAAGAGCUACCAAAUAUUUAUUGAGCCAGGUAUUGUAGGUGCUGGGGUGGGGGAGAGCACCAAGGGCCACUCCAGCUGAUGACUCCUUGCAUUCUCACCACCCCCUAAACCACUGCAGGGAUGAAGUGCCACUCUUCCAGCCACUGCUAGCUCAAAUAACCGAAAUCUGUCACCAGAUAAUAAAACUGAUUUAAAGUGUUACCUUGUUUUGAAGGGGUUGGAGAAUGCUAGAAAAAAUAAGGGAGUGACUGCAUUCGUGUUUUCAGGAUUGUGUGCCCCAAAUUCAGCUUUUAGAUGGAGGCUUUGAGUAUAGUUUAUGAACAAGAAUAAGUAGAUUUGGAGAUCCUAUGUUAAUUUAGGGUACCAUGUGAAAGGAAGAGCCUAGUAUCCCAAGGUGAAACCACACACUAGACCAUGCAUACCCUUUGUCCCUCUUACAAGGGCAUUUAGUUAUAACCACUUGGGAGAUUCCCAAGGGCUCAAUCAAGUUAAGUAGAGGAAGGUGGAGAGCGCAUCUCAAACUUUAUCCACCUUUCAGCAAUGUAGCUACACCUAGUAAUGGGCCUGAGACAUGGGGGCAGGAGGCAUUCUGAAAGCUAAUAAAGUAUGCCCUGUUUUAUCACGCUUUGUUGCACUUCACAAAUAGGUGUUUUCAUCAACAUCAAGGUAAGACCCUCUCCCAACAAAAAGAUGACUCACUGAAGGCUCAGAUGAUGGUUAGCAUUUCUUAAUAAAGUAUUUUCUAAUUAAGGUAUGUACAUUUCUUUAAGGCAUUGCUAUUGCACACAAUAUUUUGAUUACAGUAUAGUUGUAAACAUAACAUACACUGGGAAACCAAAACAUUUGUGUGACUCACUUUAUUGUGAUACUUGCUUUAUUGCGGUGGUCUGGAACCAA